This is a messenger RNA of Wyeomyia smithii (pitcher-plant mosquito), 1633 nucleotides long. Its product is annotated as cytochrome c oxidase assembly protein COX15 homolog. The record is from RefSeq and is a predicted model, not a curated record. The transcript is spliced from 4 exons. Gene Ontology annotation, cellular component: mitochondrial inner membrane. Gene Ontology annotation, biological process: heme A biosynthetic process. Bases 164 to 1450 code for a protein of 428 amino acids. Lineage: Eukaryota; Metazoa; Arthropoda; Insecta; Diptera; Culicidae. Gene Ontology annotation, molecular function: oxidoreductase activity, acting on NAD(P)H, heme protein as acceptor.
CAGAGGAAAAUCAGGCAGCGAGAAAAGUCAAAACAACAGCUAUUUUGCAAUCUCCCGGCAUGUUAUCUUGAGCUACGUGAUUUUUUGAAAAUAAUCGAAUUUCCUACCAGAAUAUCGUAUAGCAGAAGAUCAGUGCUUAGUGUUAUAUUAUUUAAUAAUAAAGAUGUUUAGCUGUCUUCGGUUGUCAGCUCCUCUAGUUCGGGGUGCUUACGGCUUCCCGAGUUUGGCGAUAAAAAAUCUAGCUCCCAGUCGAUCCUUUCUGAGCUUCACUGGCCAAUCCGGGGGAAGUCGUUUCCUGCUGCGAAAAGUAGAUAAGGCGAAUCUUCCAACACUUAGUCGCGUGUUGCAGACCUCCCUUACACGAUACUGCACAAAGCCGGAAGUAACGGAAAAGGGCCGCAAAGCGGUAGGCUACUGGCUGCUCGGUUGUAGCGGAAUGGUUUUCGUAGCCGUUGUGUUAGGUGGAGUCACGCGGUUGACAGAGUCGGGCCUUUCGAUGGUGACGUGGAAGUUGCUGGGAGAAAAGAUGCCUCGAACGCAGCAAGAGUGGGAGAGAGAAUUCGAACGUUACAAGCAGUUUCCUGAAUUUAAAAUCAAAAACCAAGACAUGACGCUUAGUGAGUUCAAAAUGAUUUGGCACAUGGAGUUCGGCCAUCGAAUGUGGGGUAGAUUAAUUGGUGCAUUCUACGCCCUUCCAGCAGUGUAUUUCUGGUCUAGAGGAUACUUGGAUCGUGGAAUGAAGAUUCGCACCGUUGCGUUUGGAGCUUUGAUUGCCGCUCAGGGUCUAAUGGGUUGGUACAUGGUGAAGUCCGGUUUGGAGGAUAGAUUUCACGAGGAAAGCGAUGUACCACGAGUUUCUCAGUAUCGAUUGGCUACCCAUCUAGGAUUUGCUUUUGUGCUCUACACAUUAUUUCUGUGGUCAGCCCUGGAUAAGCUGCUACCAGCUCAAAAAUUAUUAGGAACCAUUCCGGCAGCAUCUUUGCGAUUCAAAGGAUUUGCACACGCCACCAAAGCAGCAGUAUUUAUCACCGCACUUUCUGGUGCAUUUGUAGCCGGCCUGGAUGCCGGUUUGAUUUACAAUUCAUUCCCAAAAAUGGCUGACCGAUGGAUUCCCAGCGAUAUUCUGGCUAUGUCACCAACGCUGCGAAAUUUUACCGAGAAUCCCACAACGGUUCAGUUCGAACAUCGGUUGCUCGGUACGGCAACACUAACGCUUAUAACGGGAAUGUUCAUGCUUUCGAGACGUCGGCUGUUACCACCGAGGGCAUACACGGCUGCUACGGCCGUGGCCGUAAUGGGUUGGGUACAAGUAUUACUGGGCAUCACCACACUGCUUACAUAUGUUCCGGUGCCGCUUGCCGCAAGCCAUCAGUCUGGCUCACUGAUUCUGCUUUCGAUGGCUAUUUGGUUGACACAUGAGUUGAAGUUAGUUAAACGACUACCUAAGUAGUGUUAGAGAGUAUAACAUGUGAUGAAUCGCAAAAUCAAAUAAUCAAUUAGUCGAUCCAUCGCAUCCGAAUGAUUCGUAAAACAAACGAAUUCAGUUUUGUAUUUACUGGUUCUCGGAUCGAAAGAUCAAAAGUUAUAAGUAUUCUUGAAAGCGAUUCACGAAUAAAGUCAUGUAUAUAAGUAA